GGGCGGGAAAACUGAGAACAAUCUCAGAACAUGAAGUGAAUCUGAAUCAAGUCAUCAUCAUCAUCAUCAAACCAUGUCUGGCAGUGGUCGUUUUAAACUAAGUCCUAGUGAGCAGAAAGCUUUGCUACAGAAAGAAAUGAGAGAGAGAAGAAAAAUAAGAUUACUUCAAGUUAGAGAGCAAGAGAAAGAGUUUGCCCGUCAAAUGAGAAACAAUGUACGUUUGAAGAAAGAAGAGGAAAGAAAGAUAUUGGAGCAACACAUUAAAGAUAAUUUAGUGAGAGAGCACGAAGAAAAAUUACGUCAAUUAGAAGAAACUUUAACUGCCCGAAGACAACAAGUAGGACAGGCUCAACGUGAUGCUCAGAAUAUUGAACAGGAAGAACGUAGACUCCAAGAGCUUCGUUUGCUUCUCUCUUCUCAACAAAGAGCUCUUGCUAAGAAAAGACAAGCGUUAGCAAUGCAAGAGUUAAUAGAUAGCCAGUUGAUGAAAAGGGCAGAAAAAGACAAUUCAGUUUUAACUCGUAAUCAAGCCCUUGCUACAGAAAAGGAGAGAGCGAAACUGAUGAGUACGAGAAAACUCAAAACGCCAUCGCUGCUCAUAAUGGAUCUCGAGGCUAACCCUUCUUCUAAUUUUAGUACAAGGAGGGUUCAAGGCGUAGAAGGAUUUGCAUCAACCUACUUUCACCUUCCUGAUAAUCUGGUCCAUCGGGAAGCCACGGCUACUCCAUAUGAAAUUAAUGCUAUUCAAGCAGCAGAACAAGCACUAAUGGAGGAAGAAGAACAUCAGAGACAACAGACAGUUAUGAGAGAUGAGCAGCAAGUGAAAGCUCAACUGAGACACAAACAUGCACUUGCUCAAGUUAAACUGGAGAAAGACAAGACAGCAUUGCUGAAGGAUCUUAGCUUAUUAGCUAGGGAAGACAGGACUCACAGGCAAGAGAUAUUACAACACCUUCCGACGAACCUGUUUCAGCCAGUCCAGCAACGAAUUGAAGAGCGAGAAAUGCGACAAUAUGAACUGGAGCAUGAGUUUGAGAAACUUCUAACAAAGACAAGACAAACUUCAAUGAUGAAGAGUGUAGAAAUAGAAAGAAAAGGAGGAGGAAGAACAGCAGGAGGAGCAACAGAGAUUACAUUGCCAGGAAGAGACUCUUGUUCACCUUCUCCAGUGAAGUCUGAUAACAUGAGCACCACUCACUGUACUCCUCCUCCUCCUCCUCCUCCUAUUGCUACUAAGAAGGAUCCAUUGGAUCUGACCAUACAAUCACUAACUCCUUCAACCUUCCAAUCAAUGAGCAUCACUGAGCCAAGAGAGAAAGAGGGUAAUAGUAAAGGUAGAGAUCCUAACAAUGAAGAUGAAGAAGAAGAAGGUCCUUCUUUAACCAUUUCAACUAUACGUCCACCCAAGGAUACUACCACUACUAGCUCAACUUCACAAUCUACUAAUAUAUCAAAACUGGUUGGUUUGAUCAGGACCCAGCAGGAUGCCUGGUACAAGAGGAGCCUUGAUGAGUCUUCUCCUAGUAAUGAUGUAUCUUCAGUAAGUGAAGCAAGAGGAGAGGAGAAGACUAGCCAAUCUCUCUCUAUUUCGGCACUAUCUAGCAGUCAUCAAGGUCCACUUGAUAGUAGUGCUCAUAAUACAACAGCUACUUCACCUGCUACUAGCAGGGACAUUGAUAAGGCGACUUCUACUUCUUCUUCCUCUCCUUCUCCUUCCUCCUCUCCUCCUGAACUCACCAUUGAAACUAUUGAAGAAACAGAAGAAGAAGAGGAUAACAGUAUUAAUGAGGCUCCUUUACAACAACCAGCAGCAUAUUAUCCCAUUUAUUAUUAUCCCACUGCUGCCUACCAGCAGCAGCAUAGCUCCCAGCCAACACCAGCAAUGAUGUACACUCCUUUAGCUACAUACCCUCCACCAGUAGUAUAUACUCAAUAUCCUACUAAUCAAACACUUACUUCUUCUAUCACAAUUCCACCUCCUUCUUUAUUACAAGCAGAUAUCAGAGAAACUGAUGAUAGAACCAUAUCUCCUGAUAUAAAGCGAUCAAGUACAGAACCUUUUGAACCACCAUUAUUAUAUUCAGAGAUGCAGUCUCACUCAGUAGUUCAUUCCACUGUACCAGAAAAUAUCACCACUGUACCAGUAGCUACACACUCAACUUCACCCACUACUCAACAUAAUCUAUCACUAAUGAUAGGAGGAUCUGGAACUGUUCCUGGCUCAAAUGUAACACACUCACCACAUGUUCGUACUUCACCUGAUUUAUCAUUAACACUGUCACCUCACACUCCUCCAGUGAUAGCUUCUGCUAAUAGUUCUACACCAGUAGCAUCUGAGGGUGACAGACAAGAACGCAACGAGUUUAUUCAGUCUUUACUUGUCAGUCUUCAAGACUCAAGGGCUGAUAGUCCAGAGGAAUCUCCCUUGCCUGUUCAAGAUAGAGCUGGUUCUUCUGUUAAUACUACUCCAUUAUUGAGGUCCACUUCAGUUCAAACUAAUGUACUCAUUCACUCUCCUCCUUCUCCAUCUCUGUCUUCUUCUUUAUCACUCCAAGAGGCAUUUAAGAGCAGAAAACAGUCCUUCAUUAAGCAGUCACAGACCAGAGUCAGUGAUAUAGGAAAGAAAUCUAAGGAGAGAGUGAAUCAAACUAAAAAAUCAAAGUCUGCAAAACUGGUGACAUUUUCUAGCCCUGUCCUGCAAGAAGAGAGGGAGAAUGCCAUCAAACACACUCCACCUUCUAUUCACAAGGGUUCAUCUUGGCCUGCUAUGCCCAGUAAAGUAUCUUCCAGGGAAGCUCAAGAGAAGAACAGAGAUGACCAGAGACAAAAGGAGAAUAGAGAGAAAGCAAAGCUCUUUUGUCAGAUGCUGAGAAAUAAAAUCAAGCAAAGACAGGAUAGCUCAUAAUUUUAUUGUUUUAAACCACAUCACCUUCUUAGUGCAGCAUGUAUGCAAGCCAUUCACUUAUUAUUAUAAUUAUCAAAUUUAUAUAAAAGAAAAUGUAGCAACGUUUAACAUGCCAACAAAAA
Messenger RNA from Amphimedon queenslandica, 3027 nucleotides. Its product is annotated as centrosomal protein of 295 kDa-like. NCBI's taxonomy places the organism in Eukaryota, Metazoa, Porifera, Demospongiae, Haplosclerida, Niphatidae. The coding region runs from base 74 to 2905 and encodes 943 amino acids. The record is from RefSeq and is a predicted model, not a curated record. The transcript has 17 exons.